GUGAUCGCCUCAUAUUUUUAGUGCUUCGAAAAGCCUUUCCCCUCGUUCCUCGAGUCCUCACAGUCCUUUCUCUGUCCUCACACGUUCCCACUCAGGUCCUCGUUCUUCUUCUAAGAUGCUGUUCACCCGUCUUGCUCUUGCCUCAGCAGCUACUGCCCUCUUUGGCGUUGCCUCCGCCCAAUUGAGCGUCACCAACCCUGGUGGAUCAAACUUGUGGUGGGUCGCUCAGUCGUCGAACACACUCGAAUGGACAUGCAGCACUUCCCCGUACACAAACUUCACCGUCCUCCUUGCCAACCCCGACAAAAGCAUCCUCGAGGCCCCCUUGGCCAUCCUCGCCAUCGAGUAUAACUACGAUUGCUCUAAAACUAUCACUCAGCAACAGUCUGCCCAGCCUGCCGGAACUGGUUACACUGUCCAACUCGCUAACCCCUUCAACAGCACAGACGUUUAUGCCGAGUCGCAGCCUUUCGAAAUCAAAGCUUUAGGUUCUACAUACCCCACUUCGACUCCUGCUGCCGCUUCUAGCACGGGCAGUAGCACAGGAUCUACCGCACAGACCACCGGCAAAUCUGGAGCUAUGGGCAUGUACGCUCCUGUUGGGAUGAGCGUUGCUGCUGCUAUGGCCUUGGGUUUCUGGGCUGCUUAAUUGUCCGGGACGUGAUGUAGAGGAUAAUAUAUAUUCUAUUGUCUUGGCUCGCCUCAAUUUUGGACUCCUCCAUCGGUAUCAUGUUUGGACCUUCAUGUUGCCGCUUCAAUACCCAUUCCAUCUAGCUCUACUACGGCGUAACAGUACUGGCAGUCGUUGGUUUGUAACUGUUGUGUUGUGAUACCUCUCCUGGGUUCAAUAAAUGUCGAAUUUUAUUGAGCUGUUGUUUCCGCUGUA
This is a messenger RNA of Serpula lacrymans var. lacrymans S7.9, 886 nucleotides long. RefSeq lists its product as uncharacterized. The transcript is spliced from 4 exons. The record is from RefSeq and is a predicted model, not a curated record. The coding region runs from base 116 to 649 and encodes 177 amino acids. NCBI's taxonomy places the organism in Eukaryota, Fungi, Basidiomycota, Agaricomycetes, Boletales, Serpulaceae.